CGACAUCCCUUCCCCUGCUUCUGUUACUUCCCUACCAAAAUGAAGCUUCAGAUGCCCAAGUUCGAGAGGCCUCACCUCAGGGUUGAGCAGCCUCUUUCUGUAUUUGCAGAAGGUAACGAAAGAUGGACCAACAAAGAUCUUGAUCCUGUACCUCCAAAUAGGAGAAAGUGGGGUGUAAUGUCCUUCGUCAGUUACUGGGUCUCCGACGCUUUCAACGCAGCCACCUGGCAGUUCGCCGCAGGUAUCAUCGCCGUUGGUCUCACCUGGCGUGAAAGUUUGGGAAUCGUUGCCCUUGCCUUCUUCAUCAUUUCUUGGGUCAUUGCCUUUAACGGUGCCAUCGGCGUCCUCCACCAUAUUCCCUUCCCCGUCAUCGCACGAGCCAGCUGGGGCUUCUGGGGUUCCUACGUCGCCAUCAUCUCUCGCGUUAUCCUCGCUAUCUUCUGGUUUGCCAUUCAGACCAUGAACGGUGCCAACACGGUCCGAGUCAUGAUCGGCGCCAUCUGGCCUUCAUUCCUGACCUUGCCAAACCACAUCCCCGAAUCUCAAGGCAUUGAUGACGCCACUAUGAUUUCCUUCUUCCUCUUUUGGCUCGGUCAGCUUCCCUUCCUGUUCAUGCACCCCAACCAACUGCGAUACCUUUUCAUGGCCAAGACUCUGAUUGUGCCCGCCGCCUGGGUGGCCAUCAUGAUCUGGGGUCUCGCCACCAGUGGAGGCGGUCGCAUCUUUGAUCAGACUCCCACCAUCUCCGGCAAUGCGUACAGUUGGGCUUUCCUCUCCUCAUUGACCUCGGUCAUUGGAAACUACGCCACUCUGUCCGUUAACCAGUCGGAUUUCUCGCGUUUCUCUCGCGUGUCUGUCAAGUGGCAAUGCAUCUACGUCCCAAUGCUUCCCGCAUUCUUCACUUUCAUCGCCUUUAUUGGUAUUGCUGCCUCGUCCGCCGGUGGCUAUCACUAUGGCGUCAUUGAAUGGGAUCCCAUGGCCUUGGUCGGUCACUGGGACAACCGAGCUGCGAAAUUCUUCGCCGCCUUUUCAUUUGCCCUGGCUGCUCUUGGUGUCAACAUCUCAGCCAACAGUCUUUCCGCCGCUCAUGACCUGAUGGCCCUCGCACCCCGAUUCAUCAACAUCCGACGAGGACAGCUCAUCUGCGCUGUCGUCUGCUGGGCUUUGGUCCCCUGGAAGAUUCUGGCCUCGGCCGGCAACUUCCUCAACUUCAUGGCCGCCUACGCCGUCUUCCUAGGCCCCAUUGCCGCCAUCAUGUUGUUCGACUUUUGGGUCGUCCACCAGCGCAAGUACGACACAGUCGAACUGUACAAGCCCCACGGCAUCUACCGAUAUACAGGUGGCGUCAACUGGCGAGCCAUUGUGGCUUUCCUUUCGGGGGUUGCGCCCAGCUUGCCCGGCUUCAUCAACGGCAUUAACAACAACAUUGAUGUUGGUGUGGGAAUUCAUCCCUACCAAUUUGGUUGGCUACUCGGCUUCACCGGCACCGCUGCUGUCUACACAUUCCUGUCUCUGGUCUUCCCUGCACGAGAGACCUUUAUCGAGCGCGCCGUGCGUCCAGAUGAGAUCUUUGCUCAACGAGGUGAGAUUAUGGAUGGCUCGCCAGAGGAGACCGGAAGCGCUGGUGGUAUUAAGUCUGACGGCCCCGUCGAAGCCCCUUUGGAAAAGAAGGGUUUCAGACAGAAAAUGGAGAAGUUCAUCUAG
This is a messenger RNA of Exophiala mesophila, 1704 nucleotides long. RefSeq lists its product as uncharacterized. Gene Ontology annotation, biological process: transmembrane transport; nucleobase transport. Lineage: Eukaryota; Fungi; Ascomycota; Eurotiomycetes; Chaetothyriales; Herpotrichiellaceae. The record is from RefSeq and is a predicted model, not a curated record. Gene Ontology annotation, cellular component: plasma membrane. The transcript has 3 exons. Gene Ontology annotation, molecular function: nucleobase transmembrane transporter activity. Bases 40 to 1704 code for a protein of 554 amino acids.